Messenger RNA from Solea solea (common sole), 1396 nucleotides. RefSeq names its product regulator of G-protein signaling 13-like. The transcript has 5 exons. The coding region runs from base 168 to 707 and encodes 179 amino acids. Lineage: Eukaryota; Metazoa; Chordata; Actinopteri; Pleuronectiformes; Soleidae. The record is from RefSeq and is a predicted model, not a curated record.
GUGACGAUACUUGCCAAAUUCAUUUCAGACUCUUUGCUGUACUCAUAUAAGUCCACGCAGAGCAGGUUCCUCAAACUUGUAGCCAACCAGCACCUGGAGAGGUGUCAUACUUGUCUGCAGCAAGUGCCGCUCAGGAAGCGAUCACACAUGUACAAAGUGUUGUUGCCAUGCCAAGUCUAGUCCCACCACCACCAACGGAGCUGCAGCAUUUCAACAAAAACAUGGAGCAUAAGAGAGGAGGAAACUUGAAGUUUCGGCUGCAUUGUAGAUCUCAACCUGCGAACACUGAUGGGCUUUGUUUUGAAGAAAUGUCCCAGUGGUCACACUCACUGGAGAGACUUCUAUCAUCCAAAUAUGGCAUGAAGAUAUUCCAGGCCUUCUUGAAGUCAGAGUUCAGUGAUGAAAACAUUGAGUUCUGGCUGGUGUGUGAGGACUAUAGGAAGAUCAAGUCUUCCUUCAGGAUGUCCUCCAGAGCCAAAAAGAUCUUCAAACACUACAUCCAAGCAGAGGCUCCGAGAGAGAUCAACAUUGAUCACAAGACCAGGGAUCUGAUCAGGCGGAACAUUAACGCAGCCACCCCAGAGUGCUUCAGUGAUGCACAGAGGAUUGUCUAUGGGUUAAUGGAGAGGGACUCUUACCCACGUUUCCUCAGGUCUGACAUUUACCAGGCUCUGAUGGACUCCACUUCAGACCUGGAGAAGAUGUAAGGAAAACAGCUAGUGGGGCCAUUGAGUUUGUAGAAGCUGGACAGUGAAGCUGAGACCAAUGCUGGACGACUUGAGAAAGGCUUUGGUGCGUAUGUUUGCUUGUUCUGGGACCACGGCUGGUGAUUCAAACCAAACGCAUCCAUUUUCAGCACCUUCACGUCUUCCUUUGCAGUUGGGAAAGUCGUGUUUUGAGGUUGCACCUGUUGUGAUAUAUAGCGCCUGUAGAGCACAAGAAAUGAUUUCAUAGAGAUGCCGCGAUUACAGAGUAAGAAAAACUGUUAGGGACUUUCUGUGAGCGAUGCCAGGAAGUGGUGCACAUCACCUUCCAUUCACAGACUCAAGAGCUGGUAUCAUAUUGUAACGUUGCUGUUACCUUAUAAAAGCAAUAGAUGUCAUUUAGAUGUGGAUUAUUUAUUUGUUACAUGCUGACACUGAUGCCACGAUGUUACGACCAUAAACUGUUAUAAGCUGUAUUCCCACCGUGUGUACAAACUGUGACUGUUAGGACUGAUUUGUGUAUAUUUAAUAAUUUUAGGAAAGUCACCUAAGGGUGAUUAAUAAAUGUACAUUUUAUCUUAUAAAAGGAAUUGUUUUAAAUGUUAAAUGUAAGUGAUAGCUACAAACUAGGUCUGGAUACUGUAAACCUCUCUCUAGGCACACUUAAAAUAAAGUCACUUAGUUAUACUUCA